This is a messenger RNA of Neodiprion fabricii, 6202 nucleotides long. It is a transcript of the gene roq, whose product is annotated as roquin-1. The transcript has 16 exons. Lineage: Eukaryota; Metazoa; Arthropoda; Insecta; Hymenoptera; Diprionidae. Bases 156 to 2888 code for a protein of 910 amino acids. The record is from RefSeq and is a predicted model, not a curated record. Gene Ontology annotation, molecular function: metal ion binding.
GUGAUUGAUGGAACAAGAAGAAGUGGAAAAAAAAUAAAAGAAACGAGAGUACUACAUGUCAAGUUUUCAUCUGUUCGUGCUGCGAUGGCAGAAUAGCGAGUUUGAAGUAAAUUAUUGGUUAAUGUGAUGUUUUGUAAAGGUAAUAACAAGGCAAAAUGCCAAUACAGGCACCUCAGUGGACGGAAUUUCUCUCCUGUCCAGUUUGCCGUCAUGACUUCGAUGCCACCCAACGUGGGCCAAUAUCAUUGGGAUGUGGCCACACAGUCUGUCGCACUUGCCUCGCGAACCUUCAACGAAAGCAAUGCCCAUUUGACCAGAGCGUUAUAAACACCGAAGUAGAAAGACUGCCUGUGAAUGAUGCGCUACUCCAGCUUGUCGGCAGCCCGGUUUCUCCUAAUUCUGGCGGAGCCCAUCUAAAACUUGUGCCUAUUGAAGAUCACGCCCAUUAUCUAGCCGCCAAAUGUUGCAUCGAAGAAUUGGCGCUCUACCUUAAACCAUGUCAAGCUACACCAGCGACAGGUGGAAUGGGCCUUGUUUCUCGACCCAUGCAAAGAAAGUUGGUCACAUUGGUUGGAUGUCAAUUAGUGGAGCCAGAAGGACGUGCUCGAGCGGUGAGAGCAGCACGAAGCUUGGGAGAACGUUCUGUAACGGAAUUGAUUCUUCAGCAUCAAAACCCGCAGCAGUUAAGCGCAAAUUUGUGGGCCGCUGUGCGUGCUCGGGGUUGUCAAUUUCUUGGUCCAGCCAUGCAAGAGGAGGUACUGAAACUAGUUCUUUUGGCACUGGAAGACGGUUCUGCUCUUUCUAGGAAAGUCUUAGUCAUGUUCGUAGUCCAGCGUCUGGAACCACAUUUUCCCCAAGCUUCAAAAACCAGUAUCGGACAUGUCGUACAACUCCUUUAUAGAGCGAGUUGCUUCAAGGUAUCAAAACGUGAAGGUGAUUCCUCAUUAAUGCAACUGAAGGAGGAGUUCAGAACAUACGAAGCUUUGAGAAGAGAACAUGACGCUCAAAUAGUUCAAAUAGCCACGGAAGCAGGCCUGAGAAUUGCACCUGACCAGUGGUCCGCCUUAUUGUACGGGGACACAGGGCACAAAUCUCACAUGCAAAGUAUCAUUGACAAGCUUCAAACUCCGCAAUCAUUUGCUCAAAGUGUACAAGAACUUGUGAUCGCACUUCAACGCACACCAGACCCGGGUCAGUUAAGCAGUCUUAGACCGCAGUUAGAGUUGCUCGCUUCUAUCGAUCCCAGCCCAGAAACAGAGCCUCCGACAUGGAUUGAAUGUCGUGCAUCAUUGGAAGCUGUAAAGACGGUUGUUGCUGCACUAGUAGAAUUUAUCCAGCAGCACGGGAAUCGAAAACCACAGGAUAGUACUCACACCGCAGGUCCUGGUCAACCCAAGUACAAAGUCAGUAUGUGUCGUGACCUGGCUUUGAGAGGUUCCUGUCCUAGGACUACAAGUUGCACUUUCGCUCAUAGCGACCAGGAACUUGAUAAAUACAGAUCAAAGAAUCGAAAGUUAACCGUGAGAUCAAGCCUUUCACUGUCAAAUAAUUCCGAGACAAAGAUAGAAAAACUGGCAGUAAUAUCCAACAACAAAGGAUUCAAACAGUGCGAUGAUAUAGUUUACCAUUCUGGCAAACCUCACGAUAAUGGUCUUCGUGAAAGUACUAAGGUUAGCCCUGCACAACAUCCUGCAGUUUCGAAUGACAACAACUUUGUCGGGUCUCUGCCAAGUUAUAUAUCACCUCCAACGCAGGCUUUGCCACAGCUGGCAUCUGCUAAAACUGUCGAAAUGCAGUAUUCGCAUUACGUUAUGCCUGGGCCACCUGUUGAAUACAAUUCUCCAAACUUACCCAUUUGGGACCCCUCGCAAAUAACAUCCACUGUACACAACAACGUGCCUAAUAACAAUAAGAAGCAGCGAUCCGUGGCAAAAACUUUGGCGAUGCUGCUCCACCGUCGUAAUGAAAUAAAAAAACAACUGGAAAAUAUUGUUGGAAAACAGAGUACGACGCAGGCGAAAACUAAUAACACCACUCAGGGAGAUCCGUUGACAUCUAAUUUUUCCAUAUGGACAAACAUUUCUGGAUCGCAAAUAUCUUCAUCGUCCAAUAUAAAUCAUGGAAAUAAUUUUCAUCACUCCGAUUCUAUAUUGUUGGAUGAUGAAUUCGUACCAUUCGAUGCCCCCCCAGCCAGCAAGUAUGGCCCAAUUUCUCGAGUCUCAAAGCCACUAAUUAGUCAACGUCACCACAGAUCACCGAAUCCAGUACAAGCUACGGCUUUAUUUGGAGAAGGAACUCCAUCUGUACCAAGACGACCAAUGCCUCCAGUGAGUCCUGUGACAUCUUGGUACUAUGGACACCAGCCGUAUGCAAUGGGUACAAAUACUGGAGGUCAGCCUGUGCCAAGUUCUGCUCUUGGAGAUGGGUACAUCACAAUCGGUCGAGGCAUGUCUGAUACAACAUCUCAAGUACAACUAGCACGUCAGGAGUCUAUGUCAAAAGAUUUUAGUUUGCUGUUGGAGUCGCAGAAAGUGCAGCAGCAAUUAAAGCAUCUGGAAAAAAAGAUUAACGAUUUAAAGCUAGCCACCCAGGGAGCUGCUUUCAGUGAAGGAGAAAGAUUGGCUCAGGAGUUGCAGAUGAUUGAGGCGGGCAUUAGGGAAAAAGAAAGGGACGUACGGAACUGGAGUCCGUAUGGUAUGUCGUGGAUUCAGCCAUCAAGUAACUUAGUGCAGAAUCACAACUUGAACAGGGAAUACCGACCCGAUGAAGAGGAUACGUACGAAGCCGGAAUAGCUAAUGACAUGCGGGAGUUGGAAUUACGUUGGGAGUUUGAGUUGGAAGAGCAAGAGAAACGUUGGUCAAGCGAAGAAGAUAAUAUCAAGAAGUAAACAGAAUCCCUACAAAUAUUUAUUACCCAAUUCUUCAAGUUGCAUUGUCGUUUUGUACUUUGAAAUGAGCGUGAAAUCAAUAGUAUUUCAUCUUUUCAGUAGUAUUCUAGCCACCAAGGAAGCUAACAAUGUAAAAGCAGUUGGAAGUUUCACGAGAGAUUAAACUUACGUUAACGGUAUAUUUUGAAAAAGAAACAUGACGUAUUUUUAUAAUCAUAAAAAGUAAUAUAUAAUUUAUAAUGAUAAAACGAUUUUUGAAAACUUGAAGAAUUGGCUACCUGGUAUUUGAGUUCCAACUCGUAGGCGCAUUAUAGAUUGCCAAAUAGUCAUGAAUAGUGCAUAUAGCGAGUAAAAGAAAGAUUGUUUCAAAAACAACUGAGGAGGUGAAAAUGGAUUUGUUAAAAUUUAACAGAAGUUAGCGUCAGUGUUUUAUAAACAUGACAAACUAUAUAGCAUAUUUAUUUAUAUAUUUGCACAACGUGGCAAAAUAUUAUAUCUAUAUAUAAUAUUAUAUAUCGCUACCAUAAUAUUCGGGACGAAUAAUAAUCAACCUGAUGAUAGGUGAUUGGAAAAAAAAUGCCUAUAGGUACAUAUAAAUGUUAUACAUAAUGGGAAAUAACACAUUUUAUGAGGGAAUUUGGAUAGUUGGUGUCAUUAUAAAUUAUUCUAGUUAUAUAACCCAUCGAGCGAGCGUUGACUCUCGUUACGAAAAGCAUGUAGUCGAAUUUCCACACCUUGAUAAAUGGUUUUUCACUUUUCAUGGUGCCUUUCGCUAAUUCAAUUAAUUAUCUUCAACAAAAGUUUAGCAAAAAAAUCAAUAUUAUCCUUUGAGAAUACCAUCUUGCGCCCGAUUCUAUUUGUUGAAAAAAAGCACAUGCAAUAUUGAGCUCCAGAGUUUUUAUUUUCAUAUCAAAAAUAAAAUCGUAAAGUUGGUGUAGAAGGGUGAAAAGGAUAUAAAGAUGUUUUUCGCUAAAAACAUGGUUGUGGAAGCGACGAAUGUAUUUCGUGGAACAAUAUUGUGUUAUUGGAUAGGCUUGCUUGUAUAUCUGAGAAAUGAUAAACCAUGGUAUGUAUCUAUUGCGAUUGGGUUGCUUCUAUUUUUAUGAAAUAAUAUAUAUAACCUAAAGAUUAAUGUUCCAGUUUUAUUGGAAGUAACAAUAGAGAAUUUUACGAAGAAAAAAAAAUCGAAAAAAAACUAAAAAAAAAGUAUGGUUCUUGGAGGUGGUCUUUCUAGCCUUGAAUUACUAUAUGUUAUUUUUUAUACAUUUGUAAGAAAGCGGCUCUGUUCAAGCUUAUAGUUUCGAGUGUAGGAUUACGAAAACCCUGAAUCACGAAUUUGUCAUUUGUAUGGUUAAAAAUAUUAAGCAGUGAGCCUGAACAUAGCUGUAGUCUACUACUAAAGAAAAGAGAAAAAAGCAACAAAAAAAAAAGAGAAAAAUAAUAUAGUACAGUGAAUCGCAAAUAAUUGAUUCAACGGGUGAACGAUACUUUUAUUUCUUAUAAGCGUUAAGCUGUUGAAAAUGAUACUUGCACUGUGAAUGUAAGAAAUUGUUACACGCGACGUUAACUCGUCAACUUUAAAAGCAUAAAUUGUGGGUGGACAAAGCCCAUGAGCUUUUCUCAGACUGGUAUCCAAUCACAAGGCAUAUUUUAUUACUCAAUACAAGACAGAAGAAAAAAUGGAUCAAUUGAAAAUUAAAUCUAGCUUUAGAUUUAUGGAGUCACGUUCAAAAGCCUAGUACAUUUCAUUUUUAGAACAACAUGAAAACAAACUAAAUUACAAGUAUUAAAUUUGUUGUAUUCACGGAGUACAGUAAUGCAUUUAUUUCAAAUAUCUAAUUCACGUAAAAACUCUGACGGUGUGGUUGGGUACGUUUUCAAAUCGGUCAAUCAAAUGCAUACACGUGCCUAAUGUAAUUCUAUAAUUCCAUAGUGGUAAACAUACAAAAAAUCGCUAAAUUGUUUCGUCUAGAAACAUUGAAACGUGAAAACUUAAAGAUAUGUAUGAGAGGAUAUAUUUUUACCUUUCAUAUUAUUCGAAUUCUCACAUUUCUCUGUUUCUCAGUUAAUAAAAAUUUGCAAGAAUGUAUCCCCUCUGACAGUGCAACAUAUAAAUAUGUUUUAUGAAUAUAACACAGCCUAAAUGAACUAUUCUACAAAUACUUCCUUAACUUUCGUUGAGAAUAUAAUGUCAAACGUCUUGUAUGAGCCUAAUAUGACAAUUUAAUUGACAAGUGAAGGUCCAUAAAGUGUCCUACCAAACUUCUAGAUAUGCUUAAAUUUCGUUGAAAAUUUGUAUAAACCAUACUUGAAAUUGAUUUUGAUCACCAGUCACGCAAUUUAUAACAGAGAUUCGUUAAUGUCGCUGAGUUAUUUAUACGAAACUGUAAGAGCUUAGUUUAUGUUAUAUGUGCAAUUUCGUGACGACUGUCUCGUCUUCAAUCGGUUGUCAUUAUUUUUAUAUAAUUUAUAAGAAAUUCAGCAUAAUUCCGAAUUAGUGAAACACUGGGAUUCUCGUUCGCGUUAUUUUCCUUUUUAUUACUAUAAACACUUGUGUUAGGGAAUGUAAGUUUCCGUGCAUCUAAUACUUACCACUUCUUUUUGCUAAGUUCUAAAUGUUAUGUUCAUGAUUUUAUAAGUUAUAUUCUACAUUUAUAUCCUAUCGUUAUAUUUUUAAACUGAGCUCGCACACUUUCGUUAUAACUUAAUAUAUAAUGAUAUACCUAUUCUAUUUAUGUUUGAUUUUAACUCUGAUAUUGGUAAUCAGACGUGAGUUAUCAAUCAUCUUUGUUGGCAAAAAUAUCCGAUUCGUUUGCUACUCUUGUAAAUGAUUUUCUCCGCUCAAUUCAACGAAACUCGUUGCUAAAUUAUAAUCCAGGAAAUAUCAGUAAUCUGUAUUGAAAAUGAAAUCAAAUACGAAAAGAUUAGCCAUUCCAAUAAAGAUGCAAUUUUACACCUCUGUAAACCAAACUCAGAUUUGAUAGUCAGCGUAAUAUUCUGUUUAAUCUGCAAAGAACAAGCAAACGGAAAAAGAAAGUAGAAACACAUCUAUUUUCCCUUUUGAUCGUUUAGCAUAGAGUGGAGUUGAAGACGUGAAUAAGGAGAAGGGCUGUGUACAAUGGGAAGUAAUAAGUGCAACAGGACUGUUUGUGCAAGCUUCGGAUUAAUUACAUGUUAAACAUGUCACUAUAUUAUGUAUGAUGAUACGAGCGUACCUAUUGUUAACGGUAUGAGAAACCACAUACAAUCUACAGUAAAAGUUCUUUGUUUGAACAUACAAUAAUAAAGUAAUAAAUUAAAUAUUAUUAUACACA